Messenger RNA from Periconia digitata, 450 nucleotides. The record is from the annotation of a GenBank genome assembly. NCBI's taxonomy places the organism in Eukaryota, Fungi, Ascomycota, Dothideomycetes, Pleosporales, Periconiaceae.
AUGCCACCCCUCCGCACCGCCCGCGCCUCCAAAAAAGCCCCGCCAGAGGGCUUUGAAGAUAUCGAGGACACGCUUCUCGAGUUCCAAACCCAGAUGAAAGACGCCGAAAAUGCUUCCCACGAUGGCAAGAAGAAGUACGAAAUGAUAUGGCCUGUCUUCCAGAUCACCCACCAGCGCUCCCGAUACAUCUACGACCUGUACUACGAGAAGGAGGCUAUCAGUAGGCAGCUGUACGAGUGGCUGCUCAAGAAUGGCUAUGCGGACGCCAUGCUCAUUGCAAAAUGGAAGAAACAGGGCUAUGAGAAGCUGUGCUGCACAAGGUGCAUCCAGACCAAGGAGACCAACUUCCGCUCAACGUGUAUCUGCCGCGUUCCCAAGGAUACACUCAAGGAAAAUCAAGACAUACAGUGUGUGAACUGCGGUUGCCGAGGCUGUGCUUCGAGUGACUAA